Molecule: messenger RNA, 1068 nt
Organism: Triticum urartu
Lineage: Eukaryota; Viridiplantae; Streptophyta; Magnoliopsida; Poales; Poaceae
Source: RefSeq, a predicted model, not a curated record
CCCCGCCUCCUUUCUUUCUCUGCCUUCUUUCUUUCUCUGCUCCUCAUUCCCUCACGCACCCACAAUCCCUCCCCCGAAACGCUUGCUGCCGCCACCUACGCCUCUUGUUCCGGCGUGCUCCGGCGGGCCUCGCCGGUGUGCAGCCCAGAUCCGAGCUCCCCUGCCUCCGCUCUUCCCUCCCCUCCGGCCAGAUCCGCCUCUUGCAUCCCCGGUAGCUCAUCCCCAACCCCUUCCCAUGGCUAGGAUUUCGAGGGUGGCGUUCCCACCAAUUCCGGCGCGGCGGCGGUGACAGUGCUCCGCCCUCUUCGACGCCCACCAAUCUAGCCGCACGGCACGGCCAUGGCCAUGGCGGCGGCCAGAUCCACCCCCUCCCUCAUCUCCUCGCUGCCGCCACCUCCUCCUCAUCCUGCAGCGGCGCGUCCCGCCACCACCUCCUUCCUCGAGCGUCCCGCAGCGACGCCCAUCGCGUCUCGGAGCUGGACGACGGCGCGGUGGAGAGGGAGCCGGCGGCAGCGUCGCGUGAUGGCAGGUGCGUCGAGCGGGAUCGGCGCGGAGACGGCGCGUGGUGCCCACGUCGUCAUGGCCGUCCGCAACCUCGCCGCUGCAGAGGCCGUUCGCCAGGCCGUCCUCGCCGAGACCCCCGACGCGAGCGUGGAAGUAAUGGAGCUGGACCUCUCCUCGUUGGCAUUUGUCCGCAAGUUCGCGCCGACUUCGCCGCCAGUGGCCUCUCGCUCAACAUCCUCAUUCAGGGGUUGUCAAGACGAGGUUCAGGUUCAGGCCCAUCGCGAUUUCUUGGGACCAUUCAUUCAGCUUCAGGUUCAGGUGAAGUGCGAAUCCAUGUCCGAAGCUGUGAAGCAUAUCAGCAAAGAGUAGCAUAUUAUGUGUUGUAGUUGUAGGCAGUAGUAGGCACAUCUGGGUUGUAAUAUACUGUAACGAUUGUAAUAGAUUAAUGCAGUAUUGUUUUGGAACAAUUUCAUUUGCUCUCUGGUCUAUUCAAAACAAUGAUUGUGUAUGUGCUUUGAAUACCCGUGAAAUGGAAACCUGACAAGUUAUAAUGGUUGUUUGACA